UAUAUAUCCAUGGCUUCGAAAGCUUGUAUUCUUUUGUUCUUGUUGUUGGCUGCUUGCUUUCUAAUCUCCGAUGGCGCUUCCAGGGUCCGACUCUCAACAACCAACUCAUCACCGCUCCCUUCCAUAGUUUCGGAUAGGGUUGACGGUGUCCUUCAGGCCGAAAGCGACUUCUCCCCGCCAGCACCAGUGGCCUUGAUUGCUACGGCCAAAAACGGC
This is a messenger RNA of Linum tenue, 216 nucleotides long. The record is from the annotation of a GenBank genome assembly. Lineage: Eukaryota; Viridiplantae; Streptophyta; Magnoliopsida; Malpighiales; Linaceae.